Phanerochaete carnosa HHB-10118-sp is the source of this 1960-nucleotide messenger RNA. RefSeq lists its product as uncharacterized. Gene Ontology annotation, molecular function: monooxygenase activity; iron ion binding; heme binding. Lineage: Eukaryota; Fungi; Basidiomycota; Agaricomycetes; Polyporales; Phanerochaetaceae. Bases 107 to 1741 code for a protein of 544 amino acids. The record is from RefSeq and is a predicted model, not a curated record. The transcript has 8 exons.
CAAGUUUGAGCGUACGUUUGAGACAUGGUCUUAGAGCUCGCAUAUAUAAGUGUUAUCUUCGUCGACAUGGACUCACUUAACGGCUAUCCUACAACUAACAUUCGCCAUGGACUACCUGCUUAUCGUCUAUGCCAUCGGGGCCCUCGUUGCGCUCGGCCUCUACAAGCUCGUAUGGCUCGUAUGGAGCACAAGCACAUCCCUUCGACACCUCCCAGGUCCGCCAAACGAGAGCUUGCUCCGGGGAAACUCGAAACCUAUAGAGAGCGAAGAGGACUCGGUGCCUCAGGAUCGAUGGGUUCAGCAGUACGGGCACACGAUCGCCUACCGCGGACUCUUUAGCAUGAGGCGCCUCUGGACGAUGGACACCCGUGCGCUGAACCAUAUCAUGACGCACCAUAACAUCUACCAGCACCCGCUGCACGCCAGGUAUGGGCUGUCACGCGUUGUUGGCCCUGGUGUCCUUAUGGCCGAAGGUGAUCAGCACAAGCACCAGCGCCGCGUACUGAACCCGGCCUUUGGCCCCGCGCAGAUCCGCGAACUCACGGAGAUCUUCACGGACAAGUCGAACCAGCUGCGGGACUGCUGGUUUAGAGAGAUCUCCAAGAACGGCGGCGCGUCUGCGCAGGUGAACGCGCUCUCGUGGCUUGGCCAGGUAACACUGGACGUCAUCGGCCGCGCGGGCUUCGGGUACGAAUUCAACGCGCUCAACCCGGAAGGGGAGACCAACGAGCUGAGUGUGGCAUUCUCCACGCUCCUCUCGGUGCCCCAGCAGGAGCGGCGUUUCUUCACGUUCCUGCAAGUGAUCAUCCCGAUACUGCGGCUCAUCAAAUCGGAGAACGACCGCAAGGCUGAAGAAGCACAGGCGACCAUGCGCCGCAUUGGCAUGCAGCUCAUCCGGGAGAAGAAGGCGGCAAUCAUGGCAGAGACUCUCGAGAAGGGCCGGGGCAUUGAACGCAAGGAUGUGAAGGAGCGCGACUUGCUCACGCUCCUCAUUCGCGCAAACAUGGCAACAGACAUCCCUCAGGACCAGAGACUGACUGACGAUGAGGUCCUCGCGCAGGUCCCGACGUUCAUUGUCGCCGGCCAUGAGACGACGAGCACGGCGACGACCUGGGCGCUGUUCGCACUCGCCCAGUGGCCCGAAGUGCAACACAAACUGCGCGCGGAGUUGCUGCAGGUGGCCACGGACAGUCCGACGAUGGACGAGCUGAAUGCGCUGCCGUACCUGGACGCGGUCGUGCGCGAGACGCUGCGGCGCCACUCGCCGGUGCCGGCGACGAUGCGUGCGGCGGUCGAGGACGACGUCAUCCCCGUAGGCACGCCGUACACGGACAGGUACGGCCGGGUGCGUGAGCACAUCGAGAUCAGGAAAGGCGACCUCAUCUUCCUUCCCAUCCUGGCCCUGAACCGGCGCAAGGAGAUCUGGGGCGAAGAUGCGCAUGAGUUCAAACCUGAGCGUUGGGAGAACAUCCCCGAAGCGGCGGCAGGUGUGCCCGGUGUGUGGGGUAACCAGCUCACAUUCAUUGGCGGGCCGCGAGCAUGCAUCGGCUACCGGUUUUCUCUCGUUGAGACCAAGGCGCUGCUCUUCGCGCUUGUACGCGCUUUCGAGUUCGAGCUCGCCGUCCCGGCUGAGGUUAUCAAGAAGCGGACCGGCAGUAUCACGACACGCCCCGUUAUUACUGGACCCGAUGGUAAGACCAAAGGGUCGCUCCCGCUGAUUAUUCGGCUGUACAGAGCGUAGUGCACACGGUAUGGGAUGCGGAAGACAAGCUAUCUGAGCGUAGCUAGCGACAUUUGGAUACUUGGUUCGUGUAUGUAGCCUGCUCCUUGCAAACUUACCACUUCAAGGCUCCGCUUGUGUAACAUUAGUUUGUCUGUUUCUUCGCCUCGCUUUCGUUGAUUCUCUUGGCCUACGUUCACCCGCUGUACUUGUACAUAGACCCGCCAUUCGCGCACUUCA